Adelges cooleyi (spruce gall adelgid) is the source of this 882-nucleotide messenger RNA. RefSeq names its product alpha-tocopherol transfer protein-like. Gene Ontology annotation, cellular component: membrane. The record is from RefSeq and is a predicted model, not a curated record. The coding region runs from base 1 to 882 and encodes 293 amino acids. Lineage: Eukaryota; Metazoa; Arthropoda; Insecta; Hemiptera; Adelgidae. Gene Ontology annotation, molecular function: phosphatidylinositol bisphosphate binding. The transcript has 6 exons.
AUGUACAGUCCAGAUAUUAAAUAUGAAGAUUUCCUUAGGGCAGAACGUCAAAAAUAUCCUGAACUAGACCCGGAAAAACUUGAUAGAAUAAAAGAUCUUGCGUCAGCCAACGAAAAAUUACCACCAAUAAAUAGUGACGCACAUUUCGACGAGCACAAAGCUUAUGAAAUGCUUGUCAACUACUACAAAGUCCGAAAACAACUACCACAUAUAUUUACCCCGAGCGAUCCAACGGAAGAAGAAUUAAACAAAAUGUUUGACGUCAUGAGUCAUUCCAUAUUGUACACCGAGAACGAAGACAAAGGGAUUCGUUACUUGUACACGCAAUUCAAAAUCACCAACGCCAAACAUUUUAAGUUCGCAGACCAAGCCAAAUAUUAUUUCUUAAUGGUAAAAUGUUUACUCGUGGAAUACGGAACGUUUGACGGUGUAGUGGUCGUAUGGAAUUUAGUUGGCCUCAAUUAUUGGCACUUGAGAAAAAUCAAAAUAUUCUACAGAAAUCAAAUUAUUAGAUUGUUGAACUUAAUACAAGAUAAUGCACCGUUACGGAUAAAAGAAUGUCACAUUCUAAACUCUGGGGCAGUGACACUUUACGCAUAUGCUAAAGUAAAGUAUAUUUUAAACAAAGAAUUUCGGAAAAAGAUUCAUUUUCACAGACCAAAAUCGGCGGAAAUUUUCAAAUUUGUGCAUAAGGAUAUUAUGCCAAUGGAUUUUGAGGGAGGUUGUGGAUUGAGUCAUUCAGAACAAUCUGAGACAACUUUGGAACUAAUGAAGUCUCUACGCGAUCGGUACAUGCCGGGUGAUAUUCUUAGCUCUGAUGAUAAAGACCAAGAUGAAAACCAAGAUGAAGACGAUGAUGAAGAAGUUCUGUUAAUCGUAUAA